This is a messenger RNA of Rotaria sp. Silwood2, 753 nucleotides long. Lineage: Eukaryota; Metazoa; Rotifera; Eurotatoria; Philodinida; Philodinidae. The record is from the annotation of a GenBank genome assembly.
AUGGAUUUUAAUAUGUUGUUAAAAUAUAUUUACAAUGAACAAAAUAUUAUUUCAAAAAUUAAAUCAUAUGAUGAAUCUAAAGAUAUUGAAGUACAAUGGCCAAAUUGUAAUUUAACUUCAAUAAAAACUCAACUAUUUUUACCAUAUAAAGAUAUAUCGUUAGAAAAUAUCGAUCGUCUACUACAAUGGACAGUUGGAAAAAUUUUAAUUUUUUAUUAUAAUCACAAAAAUAUAAAUAAUGAAAUUAAAGUAAUAGAAAAAAUUGUUCAUGUAUUUAUAAUGACAUUAAAAAUAUGUCUUUUAAAAUAUGAAGAUAGUAAUGAAGUAUUAUGUGAAAAAAAUGUACAUUUAAUUAAAUUAAUAUCAUUAUUUCAUUAUUCACGUUUAUAUGUUGAUAAUGAACGAAUAGAAGAUAUCAUAAAGGAAACUGGUUUAAAAUCAUUUAUCCAUUUACAUCAUCUUAUUUUUAAAGACAUGACUGAAUUUAAAGAUAACUUUAUUCCUAUACUUGGUUUAGCUGGAUUAAAUUAUGUCAUUUAUCAAGAUAAACAAACAUUAACUGAACAUACUUGGUCAAAAAUAAGAAUGAAUACAAGAUUACUUGUAAAUUUGAUACAUGAAUUUUUUUAUUUAUUUCUAGGAUCUUAUUCUAAUGAUUUUUCAUUUGGUACACCUCAUCGACUACAAAGUUUAGAAGGUGGAUAUUUGUUAGAAAAACAAAUUUUUGGUAUGAUGAUAGUUGUUGUCAAUUGA